ACGUGUUUAUUACGUCGGUACAAGAAAGACAAAAAAAAUAUUAAUAUAAAAUUAAAAAAAAAAUUUAACAUUUUAAUUUUACUUUUUUCCGGUUAAUAACUAUUUUCUGAAAAGGAUUUGUUUCGUCGAUUGUAUUUGAAUGUGGUGCAUAAAUUAUAUUUAAAAUUAAUUAGGAAGAAAAUGAUAAAAAAACUUGAUGAAAAAAAAAAUGAAAAUUUCUCAAAAAUUUUUGAAACAACAUUAAGUAAAAAAUAUGAAGAAAAGAAGCUGAAAAAGUCACAAAAAAAGCAAUUCAAAUUUUUAUGAAAAAAGUUUACGGAAUAUUGACACUUUAUUUCAACGUUAUUUUCGCAUUUUAAUUUUCUCUUAAUAUUUCCUAUCAAAAUGGACUGGACAUGGGCAGUUGGUGGUGUGUCAGCAGAAGUACCACGUACUACAGGUCCAGAAUGUGUCAAUUAUAUGACAAAUAGACGACGUUUAACAGAAUCAUUUUUAGUUGGAAUAAUAUGUUUACUCUCUAUUCAAUUGACAAUAAAAAAGUUAAAACCACUUAAUUUACCAUGUUACUUAAGGUCAAAUCAAGAACUACCACCCCCACUUGGUAGACGUUUAUUGUUAGUAGCGAUGACUUUUAUAUUUGGUUUGGAAAUGGGUUUUAAACUAUCAACAAGAUCAGUGAUAUUUAUAUUAAAUCCAUGCCAUAUCACAACGAUGAUACAAAUUUACCUCUUAGCUGCAAAACCAACACGAACAACGACUGCUUUAUUUAGAAUACAAAAUAAUUAUUUAAAUGGACCAUUAUUAGCGUUCGUAUUUCCAGAGCAUGAUUCCAGAACGUUACCAUUAGAACAAUUCACUUAUUGGGUUCAACAUGCCCUUUUAUUUAUAAUUCCAAUUUAUUUGAUAAGAGAAGGAGGUGCCUAUAAACUAGAAAACAUAAUGGAUUUUAAAUGGAACUUAAUCGGUAUAGCGAUAAUGUUACUCUAUCACUUCUGUUUUUUAAGUCCGAUAUCAAUGUUAACUGGUGUCAACUUAAAUCAUAUGCUGUGUGCUGCAUUAGCUGACCCAUUUCAAGGUCCAAAUUAUCGUAUUGCAGCAAUAAUACAUCAAUCAUUAUUAUGUCCAAUAUUAUGUAAAUUAAUUACAAUUAUAUUUACAAAUAAAAAACAAAUUCAAUUAGAUGUGAAAAUUAGACAAAAUAAUCAUGAAAUGAUAUAUAAUAGUGAACAUUCAAAUAGUAAUAACUAUAAUAAUAGUCAAAAUAAUACUAGUAAUAAUAUAGAAAAUUUAUUAGGAAGUCAAACUACAAUUAUUGAAGAACCUAUACCAACAACCAAAAUUGAUUAGUAUUAUACCUUCAAAAUUAUACUUAGGAAGUUCAAUU
Molecule: messenger RNA, 1384 nt
Organism: Condylostylus longicornis
Lineage: Eukaryota; Metazoa; Arthropoda; Insecta; Diptera; Dolichopodidae
Product: transmembrane protein 164
Exons: 5
Coding region: 385-1347 (320 amino acids)
Source: RefSeq, a predicted model, not a curated record